This is a messenger RNA of Gasterosteus aculeatus aculeatus (three-spined stickleback), 3090 nucleotides long. RefSeq names its product caspase activity and apoptosis inhibitor 1 (gene caap1). NCBI's taxonomy places the organism in Eukaryota, Metazoa, Chordata, Actinopteri, Perciformes, Gasterosteidae. The record is from RefSeq and is a predicted model, not a curated record. Gene Ontology annotation, biological process: regulation of apoptotic process.
UCUCUGAUGACACAUUUUUCCCGCGACAUUCAAGCUCUCAACUCGAGCCACCGAGCCGACGAGUAAACAGCUUUCCUGCGCCACCAAAAUGCUCAAAAAGAAAUCGAGCAGCGGCGACAAGAAACGGAAACACGCGCAGCCCGAAGAACGACACGACGGCAACAAACGCAGAAGUGCGGAAUCCGGCUUAAAGCAGGAGUCCAAGGAUGACCUGGCCGAUGCGGAGCUGGACCGGAUUGGCAGUGACAUUGAAGAGGGCGGCCUUGACCUCGGCCUGCCGUUCCAGCCAAUCACCGCCUACGUCGGCGACAAGCGGGAGAUGCUGGAGCAGUGUCUCCAUGUGCUGGGGGAGAAGAAGCUCCGCAAAAUGCUGCCAGAUGAGCUCAAGGACCUUAGCUUAGAGGAAAUCCAGAAGAUGUGCUGGGAGCAACUGCAGCUGAUCUCGGAGAAGAACCUUUCACAGAUCUUAGCAGGAGAGGAACUGACUGUGAAUAACGGCAAACAAAACAGAGAGACCUUGGAAAGCCAGCAAGACAAUAAUGUGGACUCGACAUGUUGCCUCAAAGAAACUGCAAAAGCUGAGGACCCUAAGCAAGAGGGUGUUGGUUCCGGAGAGGAGAGCGACGUCCUAAGCAUAAACGCAGACAUUUACGAUAGCGACAUAGAGGGACCCAAAGACGAGCAGACUGUUAAAGCUGCGGCGGUGAAAGUAGCGGAAAGCAGCAAGGACGGUGCCGAGCCGGCUGUAAACGUGGGGCCGACGGCUCCUGAGCCUCCCAAAGGCCCCCAGGCGCCGGAAGCAAAGAAAGACAUCCUCAGCGACAUAGACAGAAGCGUCAGCGAGAUUUUAGCCGUCUCCUCCUCUCCAGGCAAAGAGGAAACUGAAGAGCAGGGUGUACCGCCGCAGUCCACAGAUGCCAGUUUAUCUGUUCAAGGCCUACCCGCUUCAAGCCGCGGCCCUGCAGCAGGUCAGCCAUCCAUUCAGCAACUGGAGCUACUGGAGUUAGAAAUGAGGGCGAGGGCCAUCAAGGCCCUGAUGAAAGCAAGUGAUGGGAAAAAGCCUUCCAUGGCCAUAGAUAUGUAGCGUCCAUUAUUUGGUCUCGGCCUAAUUAAAUCUGUUUUUUCAGCGACAGGCCUGAUUUCUGUUUCAAACCCGUGAUUUAUUGCUCCCAGUGUACCUUUUCAAACCAUGCACCGUCCUCGAUUGCUUUCCUCCCUCUGGUCACUAGAUGGCAGUGUUGACCCGUGGUGUGUGGCGAGGCCCACAGGGUUUAUCGGCUCACGUCACAGUCAAAAUGCAAAGACAGCAUAAAAGUGUUAAAGGUUAAAUUAUUUGUCCAGUUACAGUGACAUUAAAUCAAUGUUAGACGAUGUGAGUAUAUCAGAAACGUCACUCGCGUGUCUCUUUUUCAUAUUUGCAUCUCUUAAAAGUUGAGGUAAAUCUCUUACAAACAUAAUACAGAGAACAGGAAAUACUCACCUAGCUAUAAAAUAAGUGCUCUCCACAACUAUGCAGCAACUUAAGUCAAUCUGCCAGAGUGGCUUUAAAAUGAUUGCGUUCCAUCCGUCUAGGUGGCAGCAGGAAUUAAUAGCAUCCCACUGCUUGACGUAGCAUCUUUGCUGUAAUUUAUUCCGAUGCUGCUUUGUUCUAGUUUAUACUGUAAUGCUCUGCUGUGUGUGCAAUUACAUGCAGAUCCAGAGCAAAACGGCUCCGGAUCCCCUGAGGAGACAAGGAAUCGUGGCUCCUCUGUGUUUGCAUUUAAGAGGGUUAUUUCACUGGAGGAAUUGGGGUUACAUUAGUCUAGUGCAUGUGAAGGUAUUUGUCAAAUAAUACGAUUCUAAAGUGCUCGUAGUGUCAGUGUUUUUUUAUUUUAUUUUUUUAUUUGUGCCACUACUGCUAUUUGAGUGGUACGAGCACACAAGUGGCUUUUUAAGCAGGCUUCAAAAUUAGCAGCCCUAAGAAGCGAUCGAUGGAGAUAAUGCUGAGUUUUUUUCUAUUUCCUAUUCCGUGAUCCACGUGGAAAUACUUUGAUGAUUCAGUUGAUCUGAAGAAAAAAGUGUGUAAAACAUUUCUGUGCUAAAAAAAGUUCUCCCUCAUUGAUGCGACCAAACCACUGAUUUGCUGAAAGUUUCAGUGACGUGUUGCAAAGUCCAUUUUAAACAGAGUGGUUGUGUAUUUAGUUCACUUUGUUGUGUUUGAAAACCUUUCAACGCUUGCUUCAGUUUCGGUCUGUUGGACUUGAAUAUCCUAAGAAUUACCAAAUGGAUUGCCACUAAACGUGAACGCCACCUGUAGUCCUCAGACUAUGAAUAAUUGGAACCUGCUCUCUGAAGUAAAAUGUCUUUCAUGUCAGACACAUGUAACCUAAAAAAUGACUGGAACCGGUCCCGUUAUUCUCAGCUGCACUUUGUAUUGCAAUGUGACUUGCACGUGCCAAUAUUCACAUUUUCGACCGACGUGCUGACCGCCCCUGCCGUGCUCGCUGUGUGAUCCGUGUGCCUGGAUGUUUGCUGUACUUCCUGCUGACAAAUGACAGCUGAGGCUGUUUGCUUGUUUGCACGUUGCCUCUCGCCUCGGUUCCACAUGAUCUGACAAGCUGCGAGACGUUUCCACGUGACCACUGUUGAAUUACCACACGGCAUUUCUUUUCAGAAAAGGUGGUAAGCUGCCACGAUGUCUUGGAUUUUUAAAAUUUGAUUAGUUUUCUUGUGUGCAGUGAGUAUUUCAGGCUUGCGCUUCGGUAGGAAAGGUUGUCUUUGCUGUUGCUAAGGCGCAACGCUUCCCUCCCUAAGGUUUGAUUUGGUGCACGUUGCUGCUAUUCCGAUAUUUUCAAAUGUUUUUUUAUUUUUUCAUUUAUUUUUGACGCUUGUUGUGCUCCCUUUCUUUCAUUUAGUAUUUUGAGAUUUGGGGUGAAUUUGUGUUCAUAAGUGUGAUUUGUUCCUCGGAGCCACAGGCUGGAAGCACCAGCAUGUUUGUGAAAAAGAAGGAAAGACAAAAAAAAAGCAGGUGUUGACGUGUGAUAAUGCUGAUGUCAUUGUCUUUUUAAGAACACAUCCUGUACAUCAAUAAAAUAAGUCUCUACAAAUUUC